AUGUCUACUAUUCUGCCGUUUCGGGACAAACGACUACCUCCGGUGCCAGCAGCAGCAACGUCCAUGUAUUAUCCUGAUCCCCUCCUCCAUGUGGAACGGCAGGCAAAACACAUCCAGAACAACCUCCAGGCUCUCAUUGAUGCGCAAAGCGAUGGGCUGCUCUCCGGUCUUGCACGGCCCCAGUCCGACGAUGCUUCGAGUGGAAGCUUCACACCAACAUCGACCAAAGCUGGCCGUUCUCAGUCUCCAUCCACGAUUCCAGCUAGACGGUCUGCACCCAAAAAGAUUGGGCUUCUCUGUGCACGAGAAGGCAUUUUCCAGUCAAUCUAUGAUCUGUUGAAGCUCCGUGAGGAAGAGCGAGAGAUUCUUUCGUCCCAAACGGACGAAAGGGACAAGGCGCUUCAUGAAAUCCAAGGCUUUAACUCCCGACGGAGUGGACUCGAGGAAGCCAUUGCCACGAUCCAUAGCGACCAAGAGAAUCAACACUCCAAGCACCUCCAAGAAGAGGCUCGCAGCCUCGAGACUGACAUUCAUGAACUGGAAAACAGACUAUACGAGAUGAAAGCUAGACACCGUGGUCUUGUGAACAAGAUCUCGCAUAUCAACAACUCGGUCGAUGCUAAAUUAUCUUCCUACACGGAAUCGUUGUCUUUGCUCCAGUCAGAUAUUCAAAACUACUUGCGCGACCCUCCGGUUCAACCUUUGCCACGGACCGCUGGCAAAUCCACAUUCCAUUCUUUGAAUCCGCAACGACGCACACUUGAGAUGGCUCAGGAGCACUGGAAUACGGAACAAGCAGACCUGCAAAGAAGGCAGCAAAAGGUAGAUGCCGAAAUUCUGGCAUUAGAGGAAGGGGGCGGAGUAUGGAAGCAAGUGGUGACAGACGUUUCCGGUUUUGAGAAAUGGUUAAAGGCCAACAUGCGACAUUAUGUUCAGAUGGAUACAUCUGCGACCGGGUCGAACGGGGCUCAGGUCCCCAAUACCAAGCAAGAACUGAUCAAGAACAUUCUGGAAGAUCUCGAGAAGACAACGCGCCGCGUCGAAGCCCAUCUAGACCUUGCCGAGGCCAAAGAUUGGAAACUCCUUGUUUGUUGCAUUGCGGCGGAACUAGAGGCAUUGCGGGAGGCGCGUGGAAUGCUUCUUCCUGCCUUUGGCUUGCCUGCGCAGGAGGAUGCGCCUUCUCCCAGUUCGCCAGCUCGCGGUGAGCCGCGGGAGGAUCAUUCGGACUCCCAUACAGAUCCGUUGGGGAAUGACAACCCAGAUCCGCCCGCCGGUCUUCUGAAGGAUGGAGAUGCUCCCAUGGAUGCUACAUCCAGAUCGGACGAGGAAGAUGACGAGCCAGACCCGGCAUGGCUGCUACCUGAAUCUUGA
Messenger RNA from Penicillium alfredii, 1371 nucleotides. RefSeq lists its product as uncharacterized. The coding region runs from base 1 to 1371 and encodes 456 amino acids. The record is from RefSeq and is a predicted model, not a curated record. The transcript has a single exon. NCBI's taxonomy places the organism in Eukaryota, Fungi, Ascomycota, Eurotiomycetes, Eurotiales, Aspergillaceae.